This is a messenger RNA of Rhododendron vialii, 1507 nucleotides long. Its product is annotated as 5-formyltetrahydrofolate cyclo-ligase, mitochondrial. Gene Ontology annotation, molecular function: 5-formyltetrahydrofolate cyclo-ligase activity. The transcript is spliced from 8 exons. NCBI's taxonomy places the organism in Eukaryota, Viridiplantae, Streptophyta, Magnoliopsida, Ericales, Ericaceae. Gene Ontology annotation, cellular component: mitochondrion. The coding region runs from base 289 to 1140 and encodes 283 amino acids. The record is from RefSeq and is a predicted model, not a curated record. Gene Ontology annotation, biological process: tetrahydrofolate interconversion; folic acid-containing compound biosynthetic process.
UUUUUCUUCUCCGUUACUACAUUCCAAACGCUUUCUUCCUUCUUAUCCGGUGAUAAUCUUCUUCUCCGGUUCUCACCCAUUCUUCCAACGCCAGACUUUACCCUUUCCUCCGUUCCACAGUUUGCAUUCCACGGCAGUCGACAUUAACCCAUCCGGUGGCCGGACUUCGACUUCUCGUUAACCUCGUCGAUUUUCCGUAAGCCAGAAGAAUUCGACCUCUCAAUAGAUAUAUGUACAUCCAGAGCCUAAGGGAAGGAUGACCUGUUGUGAACCAUUGGAUCUUCGCUGAUGGCCAUACCGUGCAAGAUAGCAUUCGCUGCAGCACCCAAAGCACUCUCCCUCUAUCGCUCCCUUAUCCUGCGCCCGCCACCGUCCUCCGUCGCAUUUCGUUCCAUCACGAUCAUGAACAACCGUCAAAGCCACACCACCGCCGCCGCUGUUACAGAUAUCGACGCCAUAUUCAAGCAGAAACGAGCCCUACGAUCCAGAGUUAAAAAGGAGCUCAAGAACAUGGACCCCACCCUCAGAUCCUAUGAAGACAAUGCAAUUCAGAAUGUUAUUCUUGAAGCUCCGUGGUUCAAGACUUGCAAGCGAUUAUGUGCUUAUAUAAGCUGUAGUGCUUUACGAGAAGUUGAUACGUCUAAUAUUUUGUCAGAAGUUCUACAAAAUCCAGCUACAGAUGGUCAUUCACUGAUGGGAAAGAAGCUUUAUGUUCCACGAGUGGAGGACAGAAAUAGAAACAUGCGGAUGGUUAACAUAUCAAGUAUUCAUGAUAUGAUUGCAAAUUCAAUGAACAUUUUGGAACCUGCUCCAGUAGAUGCUGAUGGUAAUGAGCGGGAAGAUGUUAUGCAAGCAAAUGACCCAGUUGACUUGCUUCUGUUACCUGGACUCGCAUUUGACAAAUCAGGAAGGCGCUUGGGCCGUGGUGGAGGUUACUACGACACCUUCUUGAUGAAUUACCAAGAGCUUGCAAAGGAGCGAAAAUGGAAGCAACCUCUCCUUGUGGCGCUGUCUUAUUCAGCACAGAUAAUGGAUGAUGGAGUUAUACCUGUCACUCCAACUGAUGUUCCUGUGGAUGCGCUUGUAACCCCAUCUGGUUUGAUCCCCAUUAGCCCAGCAGCCAUGGAGAGGUGUCACUGAUUUUUUUCUUUUUUCUACUCGUACACAUUUUUCUCUUUCUCCUUCAGGCCACACGCAUGUGUGAGGUGGAACUCAGGAUCCAAAUAUAGUGACGUCACGCCCCAAAAAUUUCAGCUCAUGUUGUUUCCACAAGUCGGAAGAUUCGUUUUUUUGCAUGAAAUGCUGAAGUGUACCUUGCCGUUGGAAUCUGUGAUGGGUGUUGUGUCAUUGAAAACUAUGAUAUUGAUAUAUUCUUUCGAAGGAUUAGCUAUCCGUUAACCAUUCACAAUGUGAUUUUAGUUUGAAGUUUUCUGGUGCAUUAGAUGUUUGAUCAUCAGUUGAGCGCGUACCAUAACAGUUUAUGAAAUGAACCUGCACCUUGCAUCCU